AUGUCAGAUGAUUCGCAUUUUUCGAGAGGUAAAAUUGAACUUUUUUUUGAAAUUCGAAAAAAAUUUCUCAAAUUUCAGUGCGUAAAAAUUUGCAAAUCGGGGAGGAUUUUAAAUUGGCCUACGAGUUACAAGAAAGGGAAUUUGGGCAGUAAGUUUUCAGAAAUUUUCGAAAAAAAAAUCCACGUGUCAAAAUCCUCUAGCCACUACAAAAACAAUCGCGAAACAAAUGGUCGAUUAGUCAGCGAUUUCAAAAAAAGUUUAGAAGAGCAAAAGCAUUUUGCGGAGCCCUCGAAUUCCGGAGCAAAUUCGAGUCGCGAAGAAGAGGAUCUGAAAUUGGCGCUGAAAAUUCAGGAAAAUUUGGAUCGCGAAGAAUUGUUGAAAAUUGAGCAGAUGAAGGAGGAUCAGAGAUUGGCGUGGAAUUUGGCGACGAAUUUCGGGUUGGCUCAGAAUAAUCCGUUUUUACAUGAUGUGCAAGAGUUUUAUGAGAGGAGAAAAUGA
Molecule: messenger RNA, 498 nt
Organism: Caenorhabditis angaria
Lineage: Eukaryota; Metazoa; Nematoda; Chromadorea; Rhabditida; Rhabditidae
Source: the annotation of a GenBank genome assembly